Messenger RNA from Penicillium cataractarum, 1035 nucleotides. Its product is annotated as RING finger protein. The record is from RefSeq and is a predicted model, not a curated record. Bases 1 to 1035 code for a protein of 344 amino acids. Lineage: Eukaryota; Fungi; Ascomycota; Eurotiomycetes; Eurotiales; Aspergillaceae. The transcript has a single exon.
AUGCCUACCAGAGGGUCAAGACGGGGAAACGGGUCCUCAACCACAAGAUCCUCAUCAAGCGCAUCAUCCGGGCAUAGCAGCCUCGCACGGAUAAUCUCGGAGUUGAGAGCCACUGCGGUCCGCGCGAGAAACUUUCCAGAAGAUCCGACAGUGACCCCUUUUUCGGCUGGUCAGUUCCAAACUCUGUCAAACCAUCUUCGCAACCAUCUUGUUGAGUUUGACCCGUUCGAACGUGUGAGUACAUACCUCACCCGUGCCGACGUUUUCCAAACGGAUGUAUACAAUGCGGUUCAUACUCUCAUCAAUGGCAUCCAUGAACAACGGGGAAUGAAUCUUGAAACGCUGGAUUACCUUAUGGAGGUCAUUGAUAUCUGGUCCAACAGACCAGCCGGCGAGUUUUCCUGGGAAUUCAGCCGUCGACUAUGUUUCUUCCUGCUACGGCUCGACCCAUCAAGUGCCAAUCCAGUGCGCUUUCAAUUCUCCCUCUCAAUUCCACUAGCCGCGAUGUUCAUGGAAUUCCUUCGCGCAGACUAUCCCAAUCCCGCUCCUGCACCUCCAAGCCCGCCCCCACGAUACUCUGGAGAUAGGCGCAUUGUGAUUGUGGAACAGCCUUGGACAUUCUCCCCCGAAUCUGAGACCCCAGGUCCACCGUAUUCGCCAGGCAAAGUCGCCGACCUAUUGCUGCCUGACAUUCCCCGGCGACAGUUGACUACUGCGAUUUUGAACGAGCAUACAAAGGAUUCGGAUACCAAGCAGGUAACAUGCGUUAUCUGCACGGAGAGGAUAGGGUUACGAAAUAUGAUGACUCGAUUGCCCUGUGGGCAUAUGUUCCACACGCCGUGUAUCGCACAUGUUUUUUAUUAUAGGGACUAUGGGGGAGAAUCUCGUCCGUGUCCCUGCUGUCGCUAUGAGUGUGGGCCUGUGCCUGACUGGGAGGAGAUUGCGGAUGCUAGAAAGCGAUCUAGAGAGCUGGACCUGGACUAUUUGGGAGAGGAGCUAGGGGAGCCUCUGACAAAGAGGACACGGCGGGCUUAA